AUGCUUACACAUAGUAAUCUUUUGCAUCAGGUUAAUAAUUUGUGGGACAUUGUCCCUGCGGGGCCCGGGGAUAGAUUUUUAAGCAUGCUUCCACCUUGGCAUGCAUAUGAACAAGGGGAAGCUAUGUUAAAGGAAGAGCUGCAAAACAUGGAAAGAUCACAAAAGAGGGAAGGAGUGGAUAUGACAUAUCUUAAAAAUUUCAUAGUAAAGCUUCUUGAAACAUGUGAACCAGAGCCCUUGACUGGUGAAGAGCAUGGUUUUAAGGCCGACUUAAAGGAGAUUAAGAAACUUCAGAGGUACAGAGACCAGAUUAAGACAUGGAUACAGUCCAUCAAGAUCAAGGAUAAGAAGGUUAGUGCCUCUUAUGAGCAGGCUCUGAUGGAUGCUCGCAAGCUUAUUGAGCGAGAAAUGGAACGUUUUAAGAUUUGUGAAAAGGAGAAAAAGAAAAAAGCUUUCUCUAAAGAAGGCCUAGGACAACAGCCUAAAACGGAUCCAAAGGAGAAAGCCAAAUCAGAGACUAGAGAUUGGUUAAACAAUACACUAUGCUACUGCCUUUAUAGCAUUAUACUAGUGUCUGAGCUGGAAUCUCAAAUCGAUAGCUUUGAAGCUGAGAUGAAGGUGUUAUCUGUUAAGAAAGGAAAAGCAAGACCUCCAAGACUGAAGUCUUUUUGCCAAAAGCAUUCUCAUCAGCAAAAGGUUCAUAUUGAUUUAGUAUAA
This is a messenger RNA of Lactuca sativa (garden lettuce), 717 nucleotides long. RefSeq lists its product as uncharacterized. The record is from RefSeq and is a predicted model, not a curated record. Gene Ontology annotation, biological process: regulation of DNA-templated transcription. Lineage: Eukaryota; Viridiplantae; Streptophyta; Magnoliopsida; Asterales; Asteraceae. Gene Ontology annotation, cellular component: CCR4-NOT core complex; nucleus.